Messenger RNA from Lingula anatina, 476 nucleotides. RefSeq lists its product as uncharacterized. Gene Ontology annotation, molecular function: calcium ion binding. NCBI's taxonomy places the organism in Eukaryota, Metazoa, Brachiopoda, Lingulata, Lingulida, Lingulidae. The record is from RefSeq and is a predicted model, not a curated record.
UUAUAUAAAAGCUUGUGUCCUAGGUAAAUGGGUCAGUUGACUUAGUUUUUGUAUCGUUCGAAAUUGGUGCAGGAUCCAAUAAAUACAGAAACAUGAAGUUUUUGGUAUUUUUAGGUCUUAUAGGGUUUGCUCUUUGCCAGGACAGGAUCGACCAGCUGUUUAGCUUGGUGGAUGCCAACAAGGACGACUCCAUCCAAAAGGCCGAACUGAUGGCCGUAUUCCUUUCAUUUGAUGACGACGAUGAUGGCAGUGUGUCGGAGAAUGAGUUUGUCACCAAUUGGGUUACCAAGACAGGGUCCUCCCCAGAAGCUGCGAAGGCACUCUUCGACCUGACUGACGCUGCGGGUGGCGACGCGAACGGUGCAAUUACGCCCACUGACGUGGACGCGGUCUUUGUCGCUUUUGAUGCUGAUGGAAGCGGCGAAGUUUCUAAGGCCGAGUUUAGAGCCAAAUGGAACGAGGUAAAAUUAUCUUGA